AACCGGAGGACGGAAACGAUCAUACGACGGGUGAGGUCCAAUGUCCUGCAGACAAGGAGGCGAUGGCGGGCCGAGAUAACUUCCAGAAAAAUCUCAUUCAUCCAUCAUCAAGAUAAAUUUCAAUCAUUGCAACACCACUUAGCAACUGUUGUGUGUGGCAGUCGACAACAGAAGCAAUGUGCGAUGUGGCCAUUAUUGCUGAACCGUAUUGGAUGUGGAUCCCUUCUGACAACGACAUCUGGGUGGAGGACUCAACGGGGAUUUCAGCGAUGCAAAUGAUGGGCAGAUUUCCUACCUUAGAGUAGGCAGCUUGAGCGAAGGUUUAGUAACUGCCAAAAUAUACGGGAUCUUUGUGUGCAUGCGCAUGCGCCCACAAAGUGAGCAAUUGAGCAGUAUAACCGUAUGUUAAACGCACACACGAUCGGCAGAAAAUCGGUAAUCAUCGGAGGCGAUUUCAACGCUUGGGCUGUUGUGUAAGGAAGCAUACUGACUAACGCCAGAGGUUAUAGUUUGCUGAAGGCGCUGGUAAAGCUGGAAGUCAGAUUGGGCAACGAAGCUAACGUUAGUACAUUUCGCAGAUAUAACUGGGCGUGACGUUCUGCAGUCCGUCGCUGGUGAGGAACAUGAACUAGAGAGUUUGUGAUAGCAUACCCAUAGCUUUCACCAGGUGUUCCGGUAUAGUGUUGGAACAUGAACGCCUACGGUACGACAAAAGAUAAGGACUAGUGGGUGAAGAUGCAAGAUGAAGGACUUCGACAAGGAUCUUUUUAUCGAGCCACUACAAGCAGAUACUUACUUACUUAUGGGUCCGGUACACCUCCGGUGGUGCAAAGGGCCGACUUGAAGGAUCUCCAUCCUAAGCGAUGUCCAGCUAUCGCUUUAACCUGUUGCCAGAAUCUUCUUCAUCGAGAAGCCAGAAAAGCCUUUCUCUGAAUAAAUAGUUUCUCGUAUCACUCUACCGGUUGGAAAGCUAUUCAUCAACAAAUGGAAUAUUUACGAUAAAAUUGUUAUACAUUCCCGAGAUGUCAAAAUACAUAUGUACCUUGCGGAUUGAGAAGAUAGCUUCACCGUAUAUUUUAGUUUUGUCGAAUAAAAUCAGAUACCAUGCGGUGAGGUGAGCGCGGAAUGAAUUGGCUGCUAGCCGAAGCCAUCGGAGUAGCCUCCUAUAACCACGUUUGACAGUUCCCGCUAGCUUGCGUAUAGAUCGCUGUAUUUUGUACACAAAUAUAUUUUUAUACAAUUCAAUGCCUCUUGAAAACCAAGAUCAAGAUGACCGCAACUUAUAUCACAGCUUGGAUAGAGAAUAUAAGCAAUCGCUAAAGGUUUUGAAGAAGUAUAUUCUUCUACUUCGUGAGUCAUCCGAAAUCCAUAUUUGCAUCCAGUGGAUAACGCGACUCAAUCAAUCUUCACAAGGCGAAAAAUGUCACCGAAACAAUCUGCUCAAGCUAUUGAUCGAUCAGCUUGCCGAAUGCAAUCUAAAUUAUCCGUUCACCUAUCCAAAGAAUUUGGAAAUGUCGUUGCGGUCGAUAGAUAUGGAAGUUCAGCAACUGUCCCAAGCGGAGUGCUCUAGCGAACCUAACAACACCGGUGAAUGCAGUGAACUCAAUGACAUCUUCGCCAACUUGAAACUGUUAUUAUCGGAUGCCGAAACGAUGAAUCUCAAAGUAGAGGAAGAUCUGCAGUCCAUCCGGAGCGAAGCGCUGUCGGUUAACUCGGAAAAGAAUCUGGAGUACAACCUGUGGCUGGGAACGGAAUUAAAGCACCUACUUUCGGAGGAAAUUCCGAGACUCGUUGAAGCUCCGCAUCGGAAAGUAUCCGUCCAAUGUAACGAUCGCUUGAGGGAGGAAGAUUGCGACUGGAUGAAUGAAUCUAUCGAGAGGAUUAGACAAUCGGUUUUGAACAAAUUUCCGGUGGUUCAAGAAAAAGCCUCCAAAGCGGUGCAAACUCGGCGAAAAGGUAAAAUGGACGACAAAAUUGAGCAAAUAUUUUGUCGAUUUUAUACCGAUUGUAUGCUGAAAGAUCGUGCCCAGAUGAUUCAAGCGAAAGUAAAGGAAGGUGUAAGUCGGAUAGAGCAGUCUCGAGUGUUUGAGCACAUGUGUUUGGACAAAAACCGAUUAGCUAUGUAGCGAACAUAUCAUCUAUAAAUUUUGAUAAUAAAAGUAAAACCU
Messenger RNA from Armigeres subalbatus, 2168 nucleotides. RefSeq lists its product as uncharacterized. The record is from RefSeq and is a predicted model, not a curated record. The coding region runs from base 1245 to 2126 and encodes 293 amino acids. Lineage: Eukaryota; Metazoa; Arthropoda; Insecta; Diptera; Culicidae. The transcript is spliced from 2 exons.